AUGAGGCCUGAGAACCAGAGCAGCGUGUCCCAGUUCCUCCUCCUGGGGCUCCCCAUCCCACCAGGGCAGCAGAGUGUGUUCUUCACCCUGUUCCUUGGCAUGUACCUGACCACGGUGCUGGGCAACUUGCUCAUCAUCCUGCUCAUCAGGCUGGACUCUCGCCUGCACACGCCCAUGUACUUCUUCCUCAGCCACUUGGCCUUCUCUGACAUUUCUCUUUCUUCUGUCACUGUCCCAAAGAUGCUCAUGAACAUGCAGACUCAUCAACAAUCCAUCUCCUAUGUGGGAUGCAUUACUCAGUUGUAUUUCUUCAUACUUUUUGCUGGUCUUGACAAUUUUCUUCUGGCUGUGAUGGCAUAUGACAGGUACGUGGCCAUCUGUCACCCUCUGCACUACACCACCAUCAUGAGGGAGGGGCUGUGUGUGCUGCUGGUGGCUGGCUGCUGGAUUCUCUCCUGUGCCCAUGAUUUGUUGCACACCCUCCUCUUGGUUCGACUCAUGAGGCCUGAGAACCAGAGCAGCGUGUCCCAGUUCCUCCUCCUGGGGCUCCCCAUCCCGCCAGGGCAGCAGGGCAUGUUCUUCACCCUGUUCCUGAGCAUGUACCUGACCACGGUGCUGGGCAACCUGCUCAUCAUCCUGCUCAUCAGGCUGGACUCCCGCCUGCACACGCCCAUGUACUUCUUCCUCAGCCACUUGGCCUUCUCUGACAUUUCUCUUUCAUCUGUCACUGUGCCUAAGAUGCUCAUGAACAUGCAGACUCAGCAACAAUCCAUCUCCUAUGUGGGAUGCAUUUCUCAGUUGUAUUUUUUCAUACAUUUUGCUGGUAUUGACAAUUUCCUUCUGGCUGUGAUGGCAUAUGACAGGUAUGUGGCCAUCUGUCACCCUCUGUACUACACCACCAUCAUGAGGGAGGGGCUGUGUGUACUGCUGGUGGCUGGCUCCUGGAUUCUCUCCUGUGGCAGUGCCUUGUUGCACACCUUCCUAUUGGCCCAACUGUCCUUCUGUGCAGACCAUACCAUCACCCACUUUUUCUGUGAUCUCACUGCACUUCUGAAGCUGAGCUGUCCAGACACCUCCCUCAAUAAGCUGGUCAUAUUCACUGAAGGUGGAAUGCUUUUCUUUCUGCCUUUUGGUAUUAUUGUGGGCUCAUAUAUCCAUAUAGGGACCAUCAUCCUGAGGGUGCCCUCCACUAAGAGACUCUUUAAAGCCUUUUCUACCUGUGGCUCCCAUCUCUCUGUGGUGUUUUUAUACUAUGGGACAGUGGCAGGUGUUUACUUUUCCUCCUCAUCAUGGGGUUCCAAAGACAUAAUUGCUUCGGUCAUGUAUACGGUAGUUACCCCGAUGCUGAACCCCUUCAUCUACAGCCUGAGGAACAGAGAUAUAAAACAGGCCUUAGAGAUGUGUGUCAAUAGGGUUAAGUUCUUUAAGAUGCAAUCACUAAAUCCUCUGGUUGUAGUCAGGAGCACAGGGACAUAUAUCUCCUAA
Messenger RNA from Eptesicus fuscus (big brown bat), 1485 nucleotides. Its product is annotated as olfactory receptor 1J4-like. The record is from RefSeq and is a predicted model, not a curated record. Lineage: Eukaryota; Metazoa; Chordata; Mammalia; Chiroptera; Vespertilionidae. Gene Ontology annotation, biological process: G protein-coupled receptor signaling pathway. Bases 1 to 1485 code for a protein of 494 amino acids. Gene Ontology annotation, cellular component: membrane. Gene Ontology annotation, molecular function: G protein-coupled receptor activity; olfactory receptor activity. The transcript is spliced from 2 exons.